Messenger RNA from Racocetra persica, 1050 nucleotides. NCBI's taxonomy places the organism in Eukaryota, Fungi, Glomeromycota, Glomeromycetes, Diversisporales, Gigasporaceae. The record is from the annotation of a GenBank genome assembly.
GUCAAUAGAAAAACUGCCAAACGUAAACAUAAUUCAUAUUCUAUUGAACAAAAGAAACAAGUUGUUGCUUAUGCAAAAGAAAAUAGAAGGAAUAAAGCUGCAAAUGCUUUUAAUCUUGACCGUAGUAUGGUGGGCCGUUGGAUUAAAGCAAAUAGAUUAUGGAUAACUGGGAUGAACCAAAGCAUCAAGCGAAUUGAACAGAGAAAACAAGGAUUGGGUGUUACCUUCGACUUUGCACGUAUUGAAAUAUUUAAAAUUUUAAAAGAACCAGAUAUGAGAGAUCUUUAUGGCAACUCAGCGAAAAAUUUUAAAGCAUCACAUCGUUGGAUGUUUGCAUUUAUGAAAAAAUAUGAUCUAUCUCGAUGGCAACAUGGAACAAAAUUUUCUUCUAUUUGUAUCUUUAAAGAAAAACAAUUACCACAUGGUAAAAAUAUUCUACCUGGAGUUAUUGCUUGGUUUCAGUAUAAUGGUUGGAUGGAUACUAGCUUGAUGAUACGAUAUAUUGAUUAUCUCAAUAAUAUGAAAAUUAAUAAUGAAUAUGAGAUCCCGACGAUGAUAGUAUAUGACCUUUUUAGUAGAUAUUUUGAAGAUUUCGUUAAGGAUAGAUUUCAGAAUAGUGGUAUUAAUUUAGUAGUAAUCCCAGGCGGUUUGACUAGCAUUUGCCAACCACUUGACAUUGCAGUUAAUAAACCAUUUAAAGACAAUCUUCGCAAAAAAUGGCAUCUCUGGAUGUCAAAAGGUGGUGCUGGAGUGACUAAAGCUGGAAACCUUCGACAUGCUAGGAUAGUUAUUGAUAUUAGCAAAAAUAUUGAAAUCAUAAAUAUUAGCGAAGAUGAAAGUAUUGAAAUCAUUGAUAUUAGCAAAGAUAUUGAAAUAAUAAAUGUUAGUGAAGAUGAAGAUAUUGAAAUCAUUGAUAUUAGCAAAGAUAUUGAAAUCAUGAAUGUUAGCGAAGAUAAAGGUAUUGAAUUUAUUGAUAUUAGAGAAGAUAUUAAAAUCAUAAAUAGCGAAGAUAAUAAUAUUGUAAAUCUUAGCAAGAUAUUAAAAUUAUGG